GCAACUACUGCGUCUGGUGCGAAAAUAGUUAAACCACCUAUUCGAGUAGGAAAUGUUCAAAUUGUGCCUGUCAAUCAAGUAUUGGUUCCUCCUGUAGGAGAUUUGCACCGAACUGUUACCAAAUCGCCUCUUAUGAAACAAUUUUCUAAGUUGAUUGAAAUCUCCGGUUUGGAAGACGAGAUCAAACAAGGAGGACCGUAUACUUUAUUUGCCCCUUCUAAGAAAGCUUUUAAGAAAAUGUCUUCCGAAGAAUAUAAUCGCUUAAUUACCGAUCCUAAUUUGGCAAAGGAAUUUGUUCUUCGACAUUUAGUACGAGGCACUCACUAUACUAAUGGAAUUAAAGAUGGAUCUACUCUUACUUCUGAAAAUGGUCAUGAAUUGAAGCUUAUGAAUAAGCCAGAUUGCCUCGGUGUCAAUGGAGUUAACUUUAGUUUUUCUGACAUCAAUACAACAAACGGAGUCAUUCAUGUCAUCGAUGACGUUUUAUAAUCUUCCAACCGCAUCAUUGGAUUUCAUUACUAUUCAUUCAUCACAAACUCAUUUUUAAAAGAAAUGGCCUAGCCAUGGCAAUAGUGAUAUUAUGUGGUACUCUAUACAAUCUUUAUUAAGAUUAUUUUUAUAUUUUAUUUAAAAUAAUGUACAAAAUAAAAUUGAAUUAACACAAGAUAAGUUUUACGUAAUGAAUGAUUUCCGGUGCAAAUCGAAAGUUCAUAAGUAAUUAAAGACGGACGACAGUGGGAAUUUAUGGGCCUACAAUUUUUUUUUAAAUGCAUGGUUCUUACCCCUCGACUAAACUUUUUACGCCAAGAUCCAACGUACUGUACUGUACUGUACAUGUACUAUCGAAGAAAAAAUAAUAAUCUACAGUAAAAUAAAAUUAUGUUGCCAGAAAAACUGCAGUAAAUAACAAGUAUGAAAGGCUAGAUAACAAUAAUCACAAU
Molecule: messenger RNA, 941 nt
Organism: Centruroides sculpturatus (bark scorpion)
Lineage: Eukaryota; Metazoa; Arthropoda; Arachnida; Scorpiones; Buthidae
Product: periostin-like
Exons: 4
Biological process (GO): extracellular matrix organization; cell adhesion
Cellular component (GO): extracellular matrix
Molecular function (GO): cell adhesion molecule binding
Source: RefSeq, a predicted model, not a curated record